CUCGGCCUCGGCUUCAAGUGGCUUUUACAGUUAUAUAGUAUGUAGAGAAAGAGAUAUAUUGUGUCUUAUGGAUACGGCUGGCACAAAUACUUUUCGCCACUGACGACGCCGCUUUUUCGUGCACGAUAAAGUUAGCCAGCAUAGACCAGCACCCCUUUCUUCGGCCUUAUCGUCCCUGCAAAUGCUUGACAAUAAAUUAGAUUUUGUGCAAAUUCUCCCGUCCGAUCGAUCCACUCAAUGGUGUCCGUCCGCCAUGAUGGUGCAUAAAGUGGCAAGAAUCCGAACUCCGGACGAGGAAUAUACUAUACCUCGGGCAAAUCGCAAGUUCGUGUGAUUUAUAUCACAACAAAAGGUGGCGGGCGCGAGAGAAAUGCCAGAUCGAAGAUUGGGUACCCUUCUGCAAAUACUAACCACUAUAUUAUCAGAAAAUAAAUAAGCAAAUUACAUCAACAAGAAAAUCUAUAGAUAUAAUAUAUUACCAUCUCUUAACUUUUUUUAAAGAUCAUAUGUAUA
Messenger RNA from Drosophila teissieri, 513 nucleotides. RefSeq lists its product as uncharacterized. The transcript has 2 exons. The record is from RefSeq and is a predicted model, not a curated record. NCBI's taxonomy places the organism in Eukaryota, Metazoa, Arthropoda, Insecta, Diptera, Drosophilidae. Bases 182 to 334 code for a protein of 50 amino acids.